This is a messenger RNA of Nomascus leucogenys (northern white-cheeked gibbon), 372 nucleotides long. RefSeq names its product tumor protein p53 regulated apoptosis inducing protein 1 (gene TP53AIP1). The record is from RefSeq and is a predicted model, not a curated record. NCBI's taxonomy places the organism in Eukaryota, Metazoa, Chordata, Mammalia, Primates, Hylobatidae.
AUGAGGAGAAGCCAAGUUCUCUGCUUUCUGCAGACAGGGUCUCCCCUGGAGGGGUCUUCCUCUAAGGCGAGCUUCAGAUCUGCUCAAGCUUCCUGCCGUGGGGCCAGGAGGCAGGGCCUGGGCAGGGGAGACCAGAGCCUCUUGGUGAUGCCUCCGAAUGGCAGGGCUCAGACACACACACCGGGCUGGGUAAGUCCCCGCAGUGAAAACCAAGAUGGUCUUUUGCCUGCCAGCCCCGGCAGACUCUGCUCUCACCGUGGUGCCCACAUUCCAAGUUUUCAGACCCACCAGGACCCAGUGACAGCAUCUGGGUCCUCGGAGCUGCAUGGGGACUGUCCCCAGUUCAGGGCAUUGGACGGAGCUGGGAACUGA